UUUGGGUAUUAAAACGAGGGAAUAUAAUUUUCUUUUUUGUGUUUAAGUUUUUCAAAGUAUCAAACCCCCCGCCCUAAGCAAAACCCAUGGCCAUCGGAACGCCAAAAUUCUCGCCGGUGCUCCUCCACCUCCUAACCCUCAUCCUACUCACCACACCUCCGCUCUCUUGCUCCUUCCCCAUCCCCACCACCUCCUUCCACGCCCUCUUUUCUCUGUCCGACUCUCUCCUCACCCGCGUCGCCAACCUACGCGCCUCCCGAGGUGACAUUUCCGGGUCACUCAGGGCCAGAUCCAUAGCCCAGAAGAUCGAGAAACACAGCCAUGGGUUUAGCUUCUAUGGAGUCAUGUGGUCUCUUGGCUGGGACUACAUGAAAAACUACGCAUGGCGAGACAUCGGAAUAACAUCCUCUGAAAUGUUCGGUGCUGUGUCCGAUAUGAGCGAAUUGAUUAGGGGUUUGAGUGAGUUGACUCGGAUGGAAUCGGAGGCAGAGCGGGUAGCGUGGGUGCGUCGGAACUAUGGUAGCGUGCUCACAAUUUCCAAGUCCCUCUUCAAUCGCUUACUCAGAGUUUUCAGUCGAUCGGGUCCAUUGAAGGAUGCAAUUGAGAUGAUACAAGCAGAAAUUGUGGAUGGUGGGUUGCUAAAGGAUUGCCUUGAAUUGGGUAGCAGUGAUUUAAAGGGUGUGAUUCAAAUACUAAAAGAUUUAGCUUUACAAUACUCUUCUACAACUGGGAAAACCGAGUUAUAGUAAGUAUCUAACUUCCAUUAUAUAUUGUGUUUUCUUGAGAAAAAAGGGAAAUUUGUUGUGCUUUGUUUGUUAUUUCUUUAGUAUGUGGAAACUAUCAACAAUCAUUGCGUAAACUUCAGUAUCCAAAGAAGCAAUGUGCCAGUGCCGCUUCUUUUUGACUUAGCAGAUUUAAGUGUUUAAUGUAUAAAUGAUGUAUGUUAAUAAUAUUAAGUGUUUAAUUUUUUUUUUCCAUUGAAAUGUUGAAUGGAUAAAUGAUGUAUGAUAAUAAUAUUAAGUGCUUUCAUUUUUCAAUAUAAUUAACCCUUUUUGAGUUA
This is a messenger RNA of Lactuca sativa (garden lettuce), 1060 nucleotides long. RefSeq names its product adenine phosphoribosyltransferase. The record is from RefSeq and is a predicted model, not a curated record. Lineage: Eukaryota; Viridiplantae; Streptophyta; Magnoliopsida; Asterales; Asteraceae.